AUUCACCAAAAAUUGAAAAUAUUGAAGAUGGGAAAAUAAAAAUCAAAAUAUUGUUGUUGUUUUUGAUAUUUUAUUUCUUGAUUAUAAUAACGAUAAUUAUAGGGACGUAAUGGAAGGUAUUCUGUGGAAGUGGACAAAUUACUGGAACGGCUGGCAGACGAGAUGGUUCGUCUUAGAAAACGGAAUAUUAUCUUAUUAUAAAUCCCAAGAUGAAGCUAGUCAAGGAUGUAAAGGUUCAGUGAAAGUUUCAGUUUGUCAAAUUAAUGUUAAUAAUAUUGAUAACACUAGAAUGGAUUUAGUAAUACCUGGCCAGCAGCACAUGUACCUUAGAGCACCAUCUCCACAGGAUCGACAAAAAUGGUUGGUAGCCUUAGGAAGUGCCAAGGCAUGUUUGGAGUCAAUUGUUGAUUCAAAAGUGAUUGGAUUUGAAGAUUCCUUGAGUGAUAAGAAAUCAGAAUUACAUCUUUAUUGUGAUUUAUUAAUGCAACAAGUGCAUGCUGUAAAAAGCGCAGCUAGCCAAGAAACUGGUCCUGACAUGGAGAUGCUUGACGAAGCAUCAAGCUUAUUAAAAUCUACUUGUGACACAUUUAUUAGGACUUUAGAAGAUAUAAUGAAAUACACCACUACUGCCACAGGAAAUAUAACACCCUUCGAAAUUCCAGUACCUAAUAUUUGCAAAAAUACUAAAACGAACCUUAAUAGAUCUCUAUCUCAGGAAAAUAGAUAAAGUUGUUCAGGAAAACUACCUUUCUAUCUAAGAGUUAUUGUACAAAGAUUUCAUCUUCUCUUUAAUUAUAAUUACAAAAAAUAGGCUAUGGAUUUUACAUUCAUAACUGUAAAAUAUACUUUAUAAGUAUAUAAAGAUUAUCUUUAAAAUUAUUGCUGUGAUACCUUUUAUGCUUUUUCUCUUAAAAUGUUGUUGGCAUAUCCUUGACACUGAAAAGUAUAUUAUAUCUUAUGUUUAAAUAAAAAGUGUACAUUUUAAAAUUAAAUGCUUCAACUAUUAAAAGCACCCGACAUUAUUUUAUUAUGAUAAAGAAAUGAUGAUUAUAUAUUUUAGGUUAAUUCAAUACAUUUAGAUUUUUUUACUGUACCUUAGUAUCUUUAACAGAAUACUUUUUGUAGCUAUAGUGUGCAUUCCAAUUUUACAUUAUGAUACUACAUUUAAGUAAACAAUGUAUUUAUCAUCAUAUUAUUAUACUUUAAAACAUUAAUAGCUUAAAUAGGUUUUAUAAGUACUUAAAGUAUUAUUUCAGAUCUAUAAAG
Pieris brassicae (large cabbage white) is the source of this 1266-nucleotide messenger RNA. RefSeq names its product pleckstrin homology domain-containing family A member 3-like. Gene Ontology annotation, cellular component: recycling endosome; trans-Golgi network; early endosome. The transcript is spliced from 5 exons. Gene Ontology annotation, biological process: retrograde transport, endosome to Golgi; endosome organization; receptor recycling. Bases 110 to 727 code for a protein of 205 amino acids. The record is from RefSeq and is a predicted model, not a curated record. NCBI's taxonomy places the organism in Eukaryota, Metazoa, Arthropoda, Insecta, Lepidoptera, Pieridae.